Molecule: messenger RNA, 3036 nt
Organism: Arctia plantaginis
Lineage: Eukaryota; Metazoa; Arthropoda; Insecta; Lepidoptera; Erebidae
Source: the annotation of a GenBank genome assembly
AUGAGGUCUAAAGUGAUAUUAUUCUGUGCUUUGCUUUUCGGGUCUAAAUUUGUUGCACCAAUUCCUUUUGAUGAGGAAUUGGGCCAACAAAGAGCAUUUCAAUCAAAUAGCUGGCAAGAAAACGUAAACACAGCUGAACAAUAUCAUGGUUCCGAUUUCACACGAGCUCAUAGCGUAAAUGCUAUGACUAAUUCUGCACAACAAUUCCCGACCGGUCAAGAAUUUGAAACUAAUCGAAGAAGACAGCAUGGCAAAAAUUAUGAUAAUUACUUUCUUCAUUCAGUAAACGUUGCCCCAGAAGGUACAAAUGAACAGAGAAAAGAUGAUUUUGUAUCGCGAAUUGAUUCAUUUCCUAUCAGGAACCAGCAUCACCCAAUCAGAGUGGAUAAUCAGUUCAAGCAACAGAAUUGGCAGUCACACAAUGGGUUCGAAAAUCAAACGAUGGGUGCCAUUGAUAAUAUUCCCACUGCCCAUGAAAGUCCGCUGUCCGUACAAAAACAAUAUCAUAACUCAGGUCAAGUCAUGCAGUCACCACCGGUCAAUCGUCAACAGUAUCAAGCUGAUAACUCAUAUCCAAAAGAUCUCUAUUAUCAUCCAGUGCCACAAAAAUCUGGAAACAUUAGAUAUGUGGCUCAUAAUAGGCCUAGUACUGAAACACGUGCUGGUCCCGUGCAUUACGAAAGUUAUCAUGAGGCACAUGAGCACAAUACUGAUAUAGCAAAAUCUGGACGUAAUGCCUACGUAGAAAAAGUCCCAGCAUCGUCUAGACCUCACAAUUCUUAUGAUUUUGAAAAUCACAACCAGCCUGCUUCUAAAGCUUUAAAUGAACCCGGAAGUUACAUUUUUCCACCAGAAUCUAAUGACAACAAAAAUAUUCAUGUCGCAUCUGUUAAUACAGGUUUCAAUAAUUUCUAUAAAAGAUAUAUGCGACAUCCCAUUAUUACACCGCCACCACGUUAUCCUCCUAUUAAUUUCGGACAUAACGUGCAGCCUUUAUAUACUUAUAGACAUACGGAAAGCCCUAUAAUUCAUUCUCAACCGCAUAAUCAUGUACGUGACGCUUAUCGCCCAGAAGUACCGCUUGGUGCAGUACUAGAUGAAAGUGGAAGUACUAAGUAUAUUCGGAAACCGAUAGUUGAAAAGGAGCCAAAUAACUAUGCACCUCUGAAUACUCAUAACGUAAGUCCUGUAAUACAGAAUGAUUCUGCUCCAUCUAAGACCGCGAGCAAUGAUAAUGUGUUUCUGAAACCUACAAACGAUGAAGGAGCCUCAGAUACAACGGCUGAUCACAAAAAAACUAAUAUUUUUUACAAUUUCACUGACGAAAACCCUAAUGAAAAUGUUUAUGAUUUUCAAGAUGGCGAAAAUGUGAAAGAGUAUUUCUUGGGUAAAAUAAAAAAGAAUUUCGUUAUAAUUUAUGCAAAUGGCACAGUUGAGUACGUGAACCAUUUGAAUACAGGCGACGAUCCUGACUACAUCGUAGUACAUAAUGAUAAACCACUUGUACCGUCGCCACAUGUGACCUCCAAUUCUCUUCCAGGAAGUCAACAAUCGAUAUCAAAAAUUCUGGACACCCUUCCCGAUAAGACAAAUUACUUUGAUUCAUCAGUGACUUCAAAUGAAAAUAAUUACAAUAAACAACCCCUUCAUGUUGAUGAUGCCUACAAUUCACCAUUAGCGUCACAGCCGCUAAAUGAGAAUCUUAAUUCCAAUUCAUCGUCAUCAACUGUUUUCGAUGAUAAUCCAUCCCCUGGAUCACUAGAUAAUUAUAAUCCAUUACUAGGACCAUUGACCUCACACAGCAAUAACUAUAAUAGGGAUUCUGAGGCUUAUGAGAAUAGAAACAGUCCAUAUAACUCAAAUCAGAACAAUGGCGUUUCAAGGUGGCCAUCAAAACUUCUAACACAUAUAUCACCUACGGGUACACAUACUUCAACUACUCCCGCUUCUGAUGAUGCAAUGAUACAAGAAUUCCUAGAUUCACUUUCUAUUGAGACUAAUAAGGACUUACUUAGCGAUAGUAAUUAUUAUUCGCCACAAGAUAAAACUGCUUCAAAUCACGAUAGUAAAUAUCCCUCUGGUCAUGGACAUACUACGAUACCAUCUUCACAGUUGCAUACAAUGAUAUCCCCUGGUAUAUUCAAAUCAACCACUUCAGCCCUUGAUAACUUAGAAAUCCAAGAACAUCAAGACUCACAUUUUCUUAUAACUGAUACUUCUUCUAUACUACCUCCUCGUGAAUAUGAGGAGAGCCUUCAAGACACGACAACACAAACAUCAUCAAAUAGUGAUUUGGACAAUAAUCCAAAUAGCACUCCAGUUGAUGAAAUCAUCACAAUAUCACCGAUAGAGUUUGUCACAGAUAACGUGAAAGAUGGUUCAUCGCCGAUUCCGGCAGAUAAAGAGCCUCUGGAAAUAGAAAGCGUAUAUGCUACAGAAGAACUGAGUAAUUCAGAUAAUGUUUUAACAUCUUAUGAUACUACAACAUCGCAGCCUACUAAUCUAGACGAUUUGCAUAACACUGACAGUAUCGAUGAUGUUUUAACACAAGUUACAAAUAGUGUGGAAAUUGAGAAAAAUAGUAAUGAAUCAGGAAAUGAAGAUACGAGUGCAUCGAGUGAUGACACACUAUUCGUAUCCAUUACCAGACAAAAUAGCGGCGACACCGAUUUGAUAACAGUGGAGAAUGAUGCCGAUGGACAAAAUUAUUUCAACACCGACCAAACAAAUUCCGAUGAAGCUAGUCCUACAAAAAAUUUGAAGCUUGAUUUACCAAAUGCUUUGGUGUUAAUGAAUGGAACGACUGAUAAAGACUACUUAAAUCAACUGCUGUCGAGUGAUUCUAAAGUAACCUUAUUUAUAUUUCAAAUGCCUUGUCAAGAUGAGUCAAUCGUGGAGAAAUCUAAAGAAACGACUAUUUACCCAAAUGGCACUUGUAUUGAGCUAUUGACAGAAACACGAUGGAAGAAUAAAAACGACCCGUCCCCGGUAAUAACUACAAUGAAGAAAAUUUACGAUAGUGGAAAAUGUAAUUGA